AACUUAAAACAGUUAUUUCCCUUGCAUCAUAAAUAUUUUAAAAAGCUGCAGCUUUAAAUAAGAAAACAUGGCAUGGUUUGUCAAAAUCUUCUGGAUGUUUUGGAAUUACACGACCUUAAAAGUAAACAGAAAGGAGUGGGUUCUCUCCAUCAUAAAAAUCUCAUGGUUUUCAGGGAUGGAUGCGGGGAACAGUAAUCAAGCAGGUUGGCUAAGGAUUGUUUAUGUGGUGUUUGCUUUUUGUUCCGCUCUCUUUCUCGGCGCUCUUAAAGGUUUACUUGUUGGACCUAUUGCAGCUUUGAUACUGAUAAUAGGAAAUUUGGGGGUCAUCUUGGGAUUGUUACCAGCACAUAUUGCCUGGACUAUAUACACAGUUGUAAAGACUAAUAGAUUUGAUGCACCUCUUAAAGUAGCUCUAUUAAUUGCUUUGCCUGCUUUAUUUGGUAUAUGGUUGGGUUUAAGCAUAGCUGGAACUGUUAUUGUUAGUGUUUGUUAUGGUUUCUUCACUCCCUGGGUUUCAUCUUUUGAAGCCUUCAGACUUGACGACGAGUCCGACAGAUUCUUUCAUUGUGUCGUGGAUGGAACAUGGGACACUAUCAAAGGAAGUUGCACAGUGGUUAGAGAUUUUUCAGAUUUAUGUUUCCAUUCAUAUCCACUCUACUUGAAGGAACUACGUGAAUCCCCUGUCUCGAAUGAGGUCCGAACUCUGCGGUUGAUUCAUGUGCCAGGACUCAUUGUUGUUGGAUUGUUGGGACUAAUUGUGCAUAUUCCCAUUUACACUAUAAUCGCCAUAGUUAAAAGUCCAUACAUGUUAUUUAGGGGAUGGUUUCGACUGACGCAUGAUCUAAUUAGCAGAGAAGGUCCAUUCCUUGAAACAGCAUGCAUCCCCGUUGCUGGUUUGACAAUCCUCUUGUGGCCAAUCGUUGUGAUAGGGAGCAUAAUAAUGGCUAUUUUCUCCAGCAUCUUCAUCGGAUUGUAUGGAUCGGUCAUCGUAUACCAGGAAAGAUCAUUCAAGAGAGGGGUUGCAUAUGUGAUUGCAAUGAUAGCUGAAUUUGAUGAGUACACAAAUGAUUGGCUUUAUCUCAGAGAAGGAACAAUCUUUCCAAAGCCUUCAUAUCGCAAGAAAAAUGGGUCUGAAAUCGAGUAUUCAGUAGGAGGACUUGGUGGGAGAUUCAGUUCCACAACUGGUGAACCACCUGCAAUGCUUAUGCCAACCUUAGCUCGUUCAGUAUCAGUUAGAGAGGCAAUAAAGGAAGUGAAAAUGGUUCAGGUAUGGACGAAUGUGAUGAAAUCAUGUGAAAUAAGGGGCAAGGAACUAUUGGAAGCUAAAGUAAUAACUUCAUUAGAUCUCUGUGAAUGGUUGAAAGCAAAGGGUAGUAAUGAAGGAGCCAUUAUCGGUGUUGGCCUACCAUGUUAUAGUUUCUUGCAGACCCUCCUGGUUUCUAUCAGAUCCGGGUCUAAUGGUUUGUUAAUGCUUGAUAAUGUCGAAAUAAACAGUCUGAAUCGACCAAAAGACAAGCUGCUGGAUUGGUUCUUUAACCCAAUAAUGGUGCUGAAAGAACAAAUCAGGGUUAUAAAACUGGGAGAUGGUGAAGUUAAGCUGUUGGAGAAGUUGGUUCUUUUUGGGACCAACUUAGAACGUAUGGAUGCUUGGGACAAUGGCAGUAUAGUUCCUCAAGAUUCUCUCAGAGCUGCCCAAAUGGAAGGCAUAAGUAGAAGAAUGAUUGGAAUAGCGAGGAGCAUAUCGAAAUUGCCAACAUAUAGAAGAAAAUUUCGUCAAGUAGUGAAAGAGUUGAUUACACAUGCUUCAGACAAACAAGACAUCCCUAGAUGUGGUUCCAUAAAAUCAACCUCAAGCUAUGAACAAGUUUAAAACUAUAUAUAUAUAUAUAGCUUUACAAGUAAUGCAUAUGUAUAAUUUAAACUGAAUUUUCUUCAUUUGACAAUCUUAGUUAAGACAUUUCUCAUCAA
Gossypium raimondii (Peruvian cotton) is the source of this 1968-nucleotide messenger RNA. RefSeq lists its product as uncharacterized. The transcript is spliced from 10 exons. Bases 68 to 1870 code for a protein of 600 amino acids. The record is from RefSeq and is a predicted model, not a curated record. Lineage: Eukaryota; Viridiplantae; Streptophyta; Magnoliopsida; Malvales; Malvaceae.